Orycteropus afer afer is the source of this 654-nucleotide messenger RNA. It is a transcript of the gene RAB19, whose product is annotated as RAB19, member RAS oncogene family. The record is from RefSeq and is a predicted model, not a curated record. Gene Ontology annotation, molecular function: GTPase activity; GTP binding. The transcript has 3 exons. NCBI's taxonomy places the organism in Eukaryota, Metazoa, Chordata, Mammalia, Tubulidentata, Orycteropodidae. The coding region runs from base 1 to 654 and encodes 217 amino acids. Gene Ontology annotation, cellular component: trans-Golgi network.
AUGCUGUUGUCCAGCGCCACCAGGGCAGCAGAAGACGACUUCGACUAUCUGUUCAAGGUCAUCCUCAUUGGGGAUUCCAACGUGGGAAAGACGUGUGUGGUGCAGCAUUUCAAGUCCGGGGUCUACACAGACACGCAGCAGAACACGAUUGGGGUAGACUUCACCGUGCGUUCCCUGGACGUUGACGGCAAGAAAGUGAAGAUGCAGGUGUGGGACACGGCGGGCCAGGAGCGUUUCCGGACCAUCACCCAGAGCUACUACCGCAGUGCCCACGCGGCCAUCAUCGCCUACGACCUCACGCGGUGGUCCACGUUCGAAUCCGUCCCGCACUGGAUCCACGAGAUCGAGAAGUACGGUGCGGCCAACCUGGUCAUGAUGCUCAUCGGAAACAAAGCGGACCUGUGGGAGCAGCGGCACGUCCUGUUUGAGGAUGCCUGCACGCUGGCGGAGAAGUACGGGCUCCUGGCUGUGCUGGAGACGUCGGCCAAGGAGUCUAGGAACAUAGACGAGGUCUUCCUGCUUAUGGCCAAGGAGCUCAUGGCCCGUAACAGCCUGCACCUGUGCACGGAGGGCACCCUCAGCAGCCUGCCCCUGGACUCCAGCCCCGUCCUUGUAACCCAGGGUCCCAGCGGGAAGAGCCACUGCACCUGCUGA